Populus nigra (black poplar) is the source of this 1529-nucleotide messenger RNA. Its product is annotated as RHOMBOID-like protein 1. Gene Ontology annotation, biological process: proteolysis. Gene Ontology annotation, cellular component: membrane. The transcript is spliced from 6 exons. Bases 310 to 1446 code for a protein of 378 amino acids. The record is from RefSeq and is a predicted model, not a curated record. Lineage: Eukaryota; Viridiplantae; Streptophyta; Magnoliopsida; Malpighiales; Salicaceae. Gene Ontology annotation, molecular function: serine-type endopeptidase activity.
AUUCCUUGUCAUUCAAUGAAAAAACAAGAACACAGCGAGGCAAAUGCAAAUCUGUCUGAAAACGUGUGGAAUGAGUAACACAAAGAUACUAAUGAAAGCUGAAGCAAACCGAUUAUUAUUACACACCCAAUAAAUUAACCAAAUUAAUUUGUUUUCUCUUCUCUCACUGCCAAAAACAAAAAGCCGAAUCCAAACCACAGAACCUUACCCACCCGGCCACCCUCUAUCCCUCUCCAUCUGUACCAACAAUGUCGAUCUUCUGCUGAAGGAAAACCCCAAAUUCAACAUUUUUUUUUUUAAAAAAAAAAGAUGAUGGGGAGAGGGGAAGCAGGGAACGACAGUGUGGAGAUAAAGGUGCAUCCAAGGCAGGCAAACACCCCGGCAGGCUCACCACCGCACCCGAGCCAGUUCCAGAACCAAUCUGUUUUCAAGAAUUGGGUGCCAUGGCUUGUCCCUUUAUUUGUGGUGGCUAACGUUGCUGUCUUUAUUGCCGUCAUGUAUGUCAAUGAUUGCCCCUCCAAUUCUGGCUCUUGUGUUGCUCCUUCUUUGGGCAGAUUCUCCUUUCAGCCUCUGAAAGAAAAUCCCCUUCUUGGCCCCUCCUCUUCCACUUUGGAGAAAAUGGGAGCUUUAGAUGUGAACAGAGUGGUGCAUAAACACCAGAGUUGGCGCCUCAUUUCUUGCAUAUGGUUACAUGCUGGAGUCUUCCAUGUCCUUGCCAACAUGCUGAGUCUUCUCUUCAUUGGAAUUCGUCUUGAGCAAGAAUUUGGGUUCUUGCGAGUUGGGUUGGUCUAUGUCAUAUCUGGCUUCGGCGGGAGUUUGUUGUCGGCUUUGUUUAUUCAGACUGGUAUCUCUGUUGGUGCCUCUGGUGCACUUUUUGGUUUGCUAGGAGGCAUGCUUUCAGAGCUGAUUACCAAUUGGACCAUAUAUGCAAAUAAGUUCGCAGCACUGUUGACUCUCCUUUGCAUCAUUGCAGUAAACCUAGCAGUUGGACUCCUCCCACAUGUGGACAACUUUGCUCAUAUUGGAGGAUUUCUUUCCGGGUUUUUUCUGGGUUUUGUAUUCUUAAUUCGCCCCCAGUUUAAGUGGAUUAACCAAAAAACAUGUCCUCGAGGAUACAUUGCACCCCCAGCUCAAUCUAAACACCAGACAUAUCAGUAUGUACUGUGGGUUAUAUCUCUGAUAGUACUCAUCAUUGGAUUUACUCUUGGUCUGGUAGCACUGUUUCGAGGAGUUAAUGUGAAUAAUAACUGUUCAUGGUGUCAUUAUUUGAGCUGCGUCCCUACUUCGUUAUGGAGCUGCAAAUCACAGCAAGUUUAUUGUCAGUCGAUGGAACUUGGAAGUCAAUUGAAGUUGACGUGCUUGAGCAACGGGAAAAGCAACAUGUAUGAUUUGUCUAAUAAUGACUCUUCCAAAGUUCAGAUGCUGUGCGCUCAACUUUGCAGUUGAUCUGCAUAUAUAAACAAGAGAUGAACAAGAUUGCUUGAACUAUGUUGUUUAACAAAUUUGUUAAUAUACAUAUGAUUCAUUUA